GGCUCCUCUUAAAAGACGUCUGUCCUCAGCGUGUGCAUAAAGUAACUACUAUGCCCUCGGUGGUCUGAGAAUCUCAGUGAAUCCAAGGCUAGAGCUGGCGCCUCACCAUGUCGGCGUGGCCGCUGCACACAGCCACUUUGCGUCUCCUAAGAAUAGACCGGUCCAAAUCCUCUUAAGUUCAAACCACAUUAAGUUGCUCUCUCCCCAUGCGCCGUCUCUGAAGAAACGCGCAGAGCUGUGCGGGAACGAGAGGGGGAGAAUGUUCAGGAUGUGGGAUCUCGGUGGGGUCUCUGGUGCCUCCAGUUUCCAGACGGGUGAGUUUAAGGGGUUCCUAGUUUUAACCGGCGCGUAACCGCAGGACGCAUCCCACCCAUGGGUGACCUGGUGGGUCUGGACAGCUUGGUGGCCAACACGGCCUACCUGAAGGCCCUGGGGAUGGACCGCGACAAGCUGAGGAUGCAGCGGGUGUCCUUCACGCUGCCCAAGCCCAGGAAGUCCUCUGCUUCCUGGGCGGCAGCCGAGAGGACCUACGAGUCCCUCUGUGAGCGACAGCCCAUAGGGAGGAAGCUGUUCCAGCAGUUCCUGCGGACCGCCGAGCCGCAGUGCGCGGCUGCCGCCGAGUUCCUGGAGGAGCUGAGCGACUGGGGUUUCGCUGAGGACGGACCCAAAGAGAAGGCCAAACAGAGGAUACUGUCCCGGUUCUGCCAGCCUCAGGCGCCGACGUUCCUCUCCUACCUCACGACGGAGGACGUCAGGACGUGCCUGGCUCUGUCGGACGUCAACGACGAGGCAGCCAUGGGCCGGAUGAGAGAAGCAACCAGGGAGUUCCUGAGAGGAAGGCCUUUCUCGGAGUACCUGAGGAGCCCCUUCUUUUGCAGGUUUCUGCAGUGGAAGGAGUGCGAGAGGCAGAAGAUUACUGACAGAUAUUUUUACGAGUUCAGGACUUUGGGCAGAGGCGGCUUCGGUGAGGUGUGUGCGGUGCAGGUCAAACACACAGGCCAGAUGUACGCCUGCAAGAAGCUGGACAAGAAGCGCCUGAAGAAGAAGGGAGGCGAGAGGCUGGCCCUCACCGAGAAGCAGAUCCUGGAGAAGGUCGACAGCGCCUUCGUCGUGAACCUGGCCUACGCUUACCAGAGCAAAACCCACCUGUGCCUGGUCAUGAACCUGAUGUCGGGGGGGGACCUCAGGUUUCACAUCUACGAGCUGGGCGAGAGGGGCAUCCGCAUGGAGCGCGUGGUUUACUACGCCGCCCAAAUGGUCUCCGGCAUCCUCCACCUGCACUCCAUGGACAUCGUGUACCGCGACAUGAAGCCUGAGAACGUGCUGCUGGACGGGAAGGGCCAGUGCCGCCUGUCGGACCUGGGACUGGCCGUGGAGCUGCCCAAAGGAAAGAUGGUCUGCCAGAGGGCUGGUACGACUGGCUACAUGGCCCCAGAGGUCCUGAAGCAGGAGUACUACCGCACGUCCGUGGACUGGUGGGCUCUGGGCUGCAGCAUUUAUGAGAUGGUGGCGGGUCGCUUGCCCUUCAAAGACUUCAGGGAAAAGGUACAGAACAGCGAGGUGACCCGCCGUACUCUGGAGGACGACUGCAAGUUUGAAGGCAAACACUUUGACGGUCCAACCAAAGAUUUAAUCAACCACCUUCUCAGGAGGAAGGUUGCGUUUCGCCUCGGGUGCCGCAAGGAUGACGACCCAAGGACUCACACAUUUUUCAAGAGCAUCAAUUUCCACCGUCUGGAGGGAGGGCUUGUGGAGCCCCCCUGGGUGCCAAAACCAAACGUGGUCUACACCAAAGACAGCGAGGACUUUAGGGACAACUCCGAGAUCAAGGAUGUCAAGCUCGACGCCAAGGAUGAGAAAUUCUUCAAGGAGUUCAGCACGGGUGCCGUCUCCGUCCGCUGGCAGAGCGAAAUGAUCGACAGCGGCGUGUUUGACGACAUGAACAACCUCGAAGUGAACGGCCACGGCCACGAGAGUGUGUGGACAUCCAGGAUGUGCGUCGUCUUGUGAGAUUCUGCUCACCUGGCUGGAUCUCUUUCCUCGGAAACCUGUGGAAUUGGGUCGUUGCAAUAUUCUGAGCGCUGUGCGCUAAAUUAAGCUGCUCAGGAACAUUUCUGGCACUUUGCCUUUACUCUUAAGGCCAAUGCACUUCUUUUUCUAUUGUAGUGCUAGAGAGUUGUACGUAACAAAAAGUCAGGGAAUAAUGCUGCCGGAGCCAAACAUGACGAAACAUUUGUCACAAAAGUUAAGUGCAUAUAAGGGCUCGGCUGCUUCAUACUUUGCCCUCUAGUCCUAGUUAGACAGCCGGUCCCAGUGGAUUCAUAGUUUCCAUGACAUCACGCCGCCGUUUCAGCAGGAAAUUGUUUGCAUCUGUUUGUAAACACGCUGCAUAAUGGUUGUGGGUCAUACAGACAAACUGCUGUUAUCAUCAGCAUUUGCACUUAGAUCCUAUAAUUCUUAUAAAUUAAUAACGUGCCAAAAGCCAAUAGGGCCUAUUGGUUGUGAUAAGGCAAAGCCUUAAUGCAGUGAGAUUGAUAUAAAUCCUCCCACUGGCAGACAUUCACCACUAUGUGCCGCCAAACACCAACAAAGUGCACUAAAGCCUACUUCUCAGCAAACCCAUUAUCUUGACUGUGCUGUUCUGGUAUUUAUGAGGAUUUAGUCAUUUUUAAUAAUGAAUCCAGGAAAGAAAAACAACAACAUUGUCCCCACACGCAGAAAAAGCAAGUGCCAAUCUGCUUUUAAUGAGGACUGUUUUAUCUAGCAUUCACAAGCGCUUACUUUGUGGAUACAUAUUUUCCUGUCACAAAAUCUACUUUAUCUGUUAUGUGAUUAUACUAACACAUUUAGGCAAUCGUUUCAGUCCUUCAUCCUGUGUUUGGGACAGAUUUUCCUCAGUCAGCAGAGAAUAAAAAUACUUGAAGUAUGUUAGCUGAGCUACAUUUUAGCAAAGACAUUGAAACUCAUGAUGCAGAGCUAACAAUUUAAAGAGUUAACCUCACGUUUAGGAAUUGUUUCCCCUAUUAAUACCAACUGCUAGCCGACAAUCUACCCUUUCUUACAAGUAAACAUUUCACUAUAAACAUUAAACUCUUAAUUCCUAAUUUUGUAGUUUGCCAAAAAAAUAAAAGGAUGCACGUUAUCCAUGAUUAUUCAGCUACCAGUUUUGAGAGGUGACAUUCUUUAAAAUGUACAAACUAUAUUUCUCUAAAGCUAACCAUUUAAAUGCCACCAUCACAUUUUAUAAAAGCGUUGAAUAUUAAUGCGUCAUGUCACGCUAGCUAAAAUAUUUAAGCCAGUCAUUUUAAAUGUUAGCUUUUUAAAUUGCAUGUAAGUAUGUUUUCCUUAAAAUUUAAACAUAACUGAAAUGUGCUUUCAACUUUACCAAAAAGCUAAAAAUUCGUGGUCCAUGUCUAUUAAAGUGGUGCCGGCAUUUUUAGUUCAAACUUUUAACGCAACCUGCUAGCUAACAGUUGUUAGCUAGCAGUUUCAGCGUAUUAUCUAUUGUUUUUUAUGUGUUUUUUUUAUAGCUAGUGGUUUUAAGCAUUAGCUUUUAGCUUUAGCAUUAGUUUAUCUUUUUUUAAAUGGUAACAUAGACAUGCACCUUUAGUUUCAAACUUUAGCAAAAAUAGCCAUUGUUUCUAACAAGCAUAAUCAUUUUCCUGACAGCUAAAAUCCGUUCUCCAUACUUUUUGGUUUGUUUAUGAAAAAGAGUCAAAUAUUGACACAGCCUGGUUGCUAACAAUUUUUACUUUUAAUAACAGCUGCCAUAAUCACAUAAAAUUUGGAACACAUCCAUAACAUUAGCAUUAUAAUGGAGAAAUUAGCAUGUUUGCAUUACAUAACAGCUAGCAAAUUUAAAGAUUUCAGCUGAUAAAUCCAGUGGUUAUCUGCAUUUCCUUACCCACAAUAAGAAAACAAUAAGAAAAACAAGCAGCAGGAUAAAAAAUAGGAUUUGCUGGACAGCCAAGUAACUGAUGUCAGGCACAAAAGUAACUAUGAUGAAGAAACAAGACGAGAGUUCCCUCGUGAUUGGUUGGCUUUAGUAAAUGUUAUCCUGGGAUAAUGACUUUCUGAAUAAUUAUCAUCCAGUGUAACUUGCUUCUUACUUGAGAAAUUCAACUCAGAUGGAGUAGAAGAUGAUUACAAUCAGACAGAGAGAGCAUGCCAGUUUAGGCCUCAUAUGUUUGAGCCAAGUUGGAAGCUAGUGGGCAAAAGCUUAAGCAAACGACGAGGAUAACGGUUGUCUUAAGAGCUUCUGGUAAACUAUUUAUAGUUCUUAUUAAAGGUUUACAUAGAUGUUCCCGUGCAUGUUCGCCAUUUGUAAACGCUAUAUUCUGAUGGUAUGGCUUCCAUGUUUUAUUUGACCGGCCACUACAACAGUCAUACAAAUUCAGCGCAAUCUGCAUGAAGCA
Messenger RNA from Fundulus heteroclitus (mummichog), 4415 nucleotides. RefSeq names its product G protein-coupled receptor kinase 7b (gene grk7b). Gene Ontology annotation, molecular function: rhodopsin kinase activity; ATP binding. The record is from RefSeq and is a predicted model, not a curated record. Gene Ontology annotation, cellular component: cytoplasm. NCBI's taxonomy places the organism in Eukaryota, Metazoa, Chordata, Actinopteri, Cyprinodontiformes, Fundulidae. Gene Ontology annotation, biological process: protein phosphorylation; signal transduction; regulation of signal transduction. Bases 373 to 2010 code for a protein of 545 amino acids. The transcript is spliced from 4 exons.